Messenger RNA from Saccostrea cuccullata (small rock oyster), 849 nucleotides. RefSeq names its product small ribosomal subunit protein uS11-like. Gene Ontology annotation, biological process: translation. Gene Ontology annotation, cellular component: ribosome. Lineage: Eukaryota; Metazoa; Mollusca; Bivalvia; Ostreida; Ostreidae. The transcript has 10 exons. Gene Ontology annotation, molecular function: structural constituent of ribosome. The record is from RefSeq and is a predicted model, not a curated record. Bases 83 to 646 code for a protein of 187 amino acids.
UUUAUCUAGACUUAAGGUGAAGGUCAGAAAUGUAAAUGUUUGGGAAUGGAAUUUUUCGUUCUCUGAUUUAUUGUGAGAAAACAUGUCCCUAUUGAGGUCGGUGGUUGGUAUAACCAGACAGGUGUAUACGUGUGUGGUUCGCCCAAGUUUAGCUUCAGUCAACCACCAAGCAGUAAGUUACUUCCAUGAAAGUCAAGAAGAGAGAGUGACACUGGGAGACAAUCAGCAUGAUAAGAAAAACUGGAGGAAGCAUUACCCAAGUGACUUAACACUUAAAAUGAAAAUCGACGGGACACCUUACGAUGAGCUUCCAGUAGUUAAUAUAAAAUAUAAAAUCAUCUAUGUGAUCAUAUCCCUCUGUAAAGCCUCAGGUGAUAUAAUAUACUCCUCCUCUGGGGGAAUCCUUGGCUUCAGGAACACGAAGGGUAAAACAAACCUUUGUGCACAGACUGUGGGGUCCCACAUAGGGGAGAAAGCACUGGACUUAGGCUUAAAGAACCUAAGGGUUAAAUUAAAUGGAUUAGAUGGCAAAAGAUCAUCAGCCUUGCUGGGUUUACGUACUUCAGGAGUAAGAGUUGUAUCAAUCACAGAUGCCACGAAGAUACCACAUAAUGGGUGCCGCCCUCGGAAACGACCCAGAAAAUAAACGAGAACAUCAGAGGUAGGGAGAUUGGAGUCUGUAAGCAGUAUACCUACAAAUGGUAAACCAGUUCUGGAACAAAUCAUGUGACAGUCUAACACUUGUUUUUUAUGUGACUUUAUUUUGAUCCUCAAAUUCAGAUCUGUCAAAGUUUCAGUUGAAUUGUCAUACAGAUCAUGGAACUGAAUAAAAACAUUUCAUACAACCAA